This is a messenger RNA of Procambarus clarkii (red swamp crayfish), 509 nucleotides long. Lineage: Eukaryota; Metazoa; Arthropoda; Malacostraca; Decapoda; Cambaridae. The record is from RefSeq and is a predicted model, not a curated record.
UACUAUAUUGUAAUAAUUCUCUUGCAUGAAAGAGUCAGAGGAGGGGGUGCAGGAGGUGGCGUGUGAGGCACCGUUCACUGCCGUGGGAGACAUGUGUCUCACCUUCCUCACCCAGGAACACAUGUCCUGGGAGGAGGCUGUGGGCACCUGCACCCUGCUGGGGGGACACUUGGCCAUGUUUGAUGAUAUUGAGAUGCUCAGAAGCAUUUACUUACAUAUACACGACCAAGCAAUAGAGAGCAAAUCAUUCUGGCUGGCGGGCUCGGAUAUGAUUACGGAAGGAACCUGGCUCUGGACCAAUGGAAACUCCGUUCCUAUGGGUAUGUUGUCUCUGACAUACUUAGGAAGGUUCUGCGCGGGGACACUUCACACUCUUAUUUUUGUGAUAUACAAGAUAUACUCAAGCCGUGUCACAGUAAAAAGAUGUAACAAAUGAGUAAAUGAGAGGCAAACGGAAAGAAACAAAAUAAAUAAUGCGCAAUGUAGGAAAUAAAUAUAUGAUAAAGUGG